AUACUGACAACUGACAUAUCAAAUGAAAAUUUUGAUGUAUUUAUAUUAUGCUACAUAGAAUAUAAUUUGACUUCCUCUAGUAAAAAUACAUAAAAAAUAUGGAAAAGGAAAGGUUCUCACUUCUGCAAUUGGAUCCAGGAGAAAUUUAUUUUGAAGAUUUCAGUGCAAUUUUCAUUCCACCUGAUACAACUCCAAAAACAUAUGAAACUAAAAAACAAGACGGAAGACUAAAAAUGUGUUCCAAGUCUCUGAUAUUUGAUCCUAAGGACAUUAAUAAGCCUAUUGUCAAAAUACCUUUCAAAGACUGUGUGGUUAUUGAGCAGUGGAAGGGAAGUGCCAAAUUUCUAAAUAGUAACAACGUGCUCAGUGUCAAUUGCAGGGAGUACAUAGAAUUAUUGGAGAAAAAUGUUAUUGCACCCUAUCAGUUCAAAGGAUCUGCAAAUUUUCUAUUUCUAUUGAACUAUGCAAAUAUAACGAACUGUUUACCACAGAUUUCACAGUUACAUAGAGCUAGUAGUCUUCCGGCUGCCGAACAAUCAGAUAUGAUAGCAACUAUUGUGCACUCAAGACAAUGUAGAGACAAUUUUGACCCAAGGUGGAUGGAUUUGUAUGAAAAAAUAAUAAUGGAUUUUCAAGCUGAUAAAAUCACCCCACUUGUUGUGAAUCCAGGAAGAAUAGUGCUAACAAGCACUAAAUUGUACUUUCAACCUUAUAACCAAAUGGGAGAGUAUCCAUUGAAAAUUGAUCUCAGAAGCAUCAAACAAAUUGUGAAAAGAAGGUUCCUAUUAAGACACAUUGGUUUAGAAAUAUAUUCCAACGCUAACUCCACAAACCAUACAUACUUUUCCCUUCGAAAUCAAAGUUUGAGAGAUACAUUGUACGAACAAUUAUUACAACAUCCAGAAUUGAAACUUAAUGACAUACAGCAAGAUGUGAUGACUUUACAGUGGCAGAACGGUGUGAUAUCAAACUAUGACUACCUUUUGUAUAUUAACAGUCUAGGUGAUCGAACUGUCAAUGAUUUGACACAGUACCCUGUUUUUCCAUGGAUCAUAUCAAAUUAUACUUCGAGAGAAUUGGAUUUAGAUGAUUCUGCAAACUACCGUGAUCUAUCAAAACCAGUAGGAGCCUUGAACAGUACCCGUUUAUCACGUUUAUUAGAAAGAUAUAACGAGAUGCCAAAUCCGAAGUUUUUGUACGGUUCACAUUAUUCAACACCGGGAUUUGUUCUUUAUUAUUUAGCCAGACUCUACCCGCACUAUGUUUUAUGUUUACAAAGUGGCAGGUUUGAUCAUCCCGACAGAAUGUUCAAUGCUGUUGCAGAUGCAUAUAAAAACUGUUUGAGUAAUAUGUCCGAUUUCAAGGAAUUGAUACCGGAGUUUUAUGAUGUCGCAGAAGGCGGCAAAUUUUUACUGAAUAAUAUGGGCAUCAAUUUUGGAUAUCGACAUAAUAAUGUUAAAGUUGGCGACGUUCAAUUACCUCCUUGGGCACAAAGUCCUUCGGAGUUCGUAAACAUUUUGCGGGAGGCUCUGGAAAGUGACAUUGUAUCGAAAAAUUUGCACAAAAAAAGAUUAUUUUAUCACCUUUGUUAUGAAGGAGCUGUUGAUUUGGAUUCAAUUCCGGAUCUGAACGAAAGGCACGCCUUGGAAGUUCAAAUCAUGGAGUUUGGACAGAUACCGAAGCAAGUCUUCAAAGUUCCACACCCUAGACGAAAAUUAGGAGACUCCAUUCCAGUUGAACCCUACCAGAUUCAUCAGAACAAAAUCAUUUUAGACGAUCAGUGGAAGAAUGCGGAGAGUUUGGAUUUACAUACCAGCUUCAAAUCUCAUAAAAACACCGUGAGCCAUUUAUUCAUAAAUGAAAAUGGUACUCAAAUUACAUCAGUAGGACACGAUUCUAAACUUAAAAUCUUUUCUUUGUCUCAGAACAAACAAAUAAGAAGUGCCAGUAUUGGAAAUAUGCCACUUUCUAGUUGCAUUCAGCUGCCAAAUAUCAACAAACUUGUGGUUGCCAGCUGGGAUAAUGAAAUAUCCUUGUAUGAUUUGGAUUAUGGCAGAGUAACUGAGAAUGUGUUAGCCCAUGAAGACGCAAUCACCUGUAUGUCCUUCGGUUACAAAAAUAAUCUUCUUGUUUCUGGUAGUGGGGAUUGUACUGUGAAAAUUUGGAAAGGUUUGAAUAGCGAUGGGGUGAUUAAACCAAUACAAUGUCUCCAUAAACAAAUUGACCAUAAUUCCCAGGUCAACUGCUUGACUUUUAAUGUUGAAAAUGACCAUUUGGCUGUUGGCACAGAAGAUGGUGAUGUUUACAUAUGGGAGAUGAACAGUUUUACAGAUGUUACAGAUUACCAACUUCUUUACUUUUCAGGUUCUGUCAAAACCAUAGACAUAUCGCCUCAGAGGGAAUUUAUUGUUAGUGGAAGUCAAGAUCGUGUGAUAAAAGUAUGGAAACCAAAAAUUAAUGUUUAGAUUAAUGAUUAAGUCUAUGAAAAUAGUAUUGAAAUUGACGAACAUUUAUGAAUUGUUAAGUCUCACUUGGC
Leptinotarsa decemlineata (Colorado potato beetle) is the source of this 2536-nucleotide messenger RNA. RefSeq names its product protein FAN. The record is from RefSeq and is a predicted model, not a curated record. Lineage: Eukaryota; Metazoa; Arthropoda; Insecta; Coleoptera; Chrysomelidae. Gene Ontology annotation, molecular function: protein binding.